CUCAGGUUCGUCAGUCUGUGCGAGUCCCGCCCAAGUCCUGCCAUAAUAGUUCUCUCACUGGCAGUGGUCCUUCCCUCACUUCGCAACAAUGACUGAUCUAACGUAUUGCUACUUGCAUAUGACGAAGGACGAGCUCGCCGUUCUGGAUACCAUUGGCACUGCAGAUUAUCUCAAAGGCGAACUCUCGGAUGACGAUGUUGAUAUACCUUCACAUAUGGUCCCUCCUAAUCCGGAGGACGCUGACGUUUUGCCAUCACAAGUACAUCCCUCAUACCCUUACGGAAAUCCGUUCAACAUCAAGCACCCUGCGGCGAGACCUCGACGCCCAUAUGAUCCGUCAUCUCGCGCUCUGUUCGAAGAUAUGGGCUUUUCGGGUGGUGGUGUGAACGGAUCUUUACGCUGGAAGGACCUUGCACUUGACACGCUCUAUCCGAUCGAUGAAGCGCGCCAAGAGGCUGAGAGGGCUGCUCAAGCGCGUAAGAUGGCAAGUGGGGCUAGCACCAAUCAACCACCACCCCCGCCUCCGCCUACUCAGAUACAACAGCCUGUAGAAGAAGAGGACGAGGAGGAGCACGAUGAGAAUGAAGAUAACGGCGACGAUGACGAUGUUGAAGCAGUAUCAAGCGAGGAUGAUGACUAGCCCGUGUAUCCGAGUCGGAUUAGUCUGGUGUAUACUAGCAGUGAUACAAAUU
Messenger RNA from Fomitopsis serialis, 692 nucleotides. RefSeq lists its product as uncharacterized. Lineage: Eukaryota; Fungi; Basidiomycota; Agaricomycetes; Polyporales; Fomitopsidaceae. The record is from RefSeq and is a predicted model, not a curated record. Bases 89 to 640 code for a protein of 183 amino acids. The transcript is spliced from 4 exons.